Lingula anatina is the source of this 1254-nucleotide messenger RNA. RefSeq names its product mucin-5AC-like. NCBI's taxonomy places the organism in Eukaryota, Metazoa, Brachiopoda, Lingulata, Lingulida, Lingulidae. The record is from RefSeq and is a predicted model, not a curated record.
AUGACGUGGAACCAUCGAGAGCGAACGUGUCACAGUAUAAAAGCUGAUCUCUCUGCGUGGAUCUUCAAUCGCCUUGGGCAGCUGGACGGAAGCCGGACCAAAUCGGAGUGUGAAGAGCACGUGCCGCUGAGAGAGAGAAGACACGCCCUACCAGCAAGGUUCAGCAUGAAGUUAGUAUUGCUCGUUCUGUCUUGUGCACUGGCACUGUCAUCAGUACAGGGUCAUUUUUGGAGCCCUUGGUACGACCGGGAUAACCCUUCAGGCCUUGGAGAUUAUGAAAACUUGCAUGCACAGAAGAAACGAGGCUACGUGUGUGGCGGAUGUAAACCUAUAGCAGCACAGUGUCGCGUGAAGGGGACAACUAAUGUGUUUACACGCUGGUCUGGCACGGCUCCCAAUAAGUUAGCGAUUCACUGUUCACCCACCAAAGGACUGGCGUGCGUUAACUCCCAGCAGAGCGGAGGAUCCUGCAAAGACUAUGAGAUAAGAUACUUGUGCCCUACUACAAGUGGGUCUUGGACAUCCUUCCUGGACAGAGAUGACCCUAGUGGUACGGGUGAUUGGGAGAGCACACGCGCCUUUCGGAGGUAUACCAAAAAUAACCUUUGCGGUGGUCGUCGCACAAUGUGCUCCCAAUGUCGUGCUAAAGGCUCCCACUACCCUUAUUAUAAAACAGGUGACAGGUACAACGCUUACCACGACUGCAACUGGGAGAAUGGGUUGGUCUGCACCACAUCGGUCAACAAGAAGAUCUGCAAGGACUACGAGGUCAGGUUCAAGUGCCCUACGAUAGGUAACAGUAACUGUAGCCGGUGCGCCAAGUGGACGUCCUGGAGGGACAGAGACAACCCCAGCGGUAGUGGAGACUUUGAAUACGUGGGGAAACGAGGACAUAACCCGUGCUCCGGUCGUGAACCAAUUGAUAUCCAAUGUCGCGUCAAAGCAACCAAGCAGUGGUGGUAUACGGCGGGCCAGAAGAUCAGAGCCAAGUGCACGCCCUCUGGCGGGCUGGUUUGCUUGAACAGAGAUCAACCAAAUAGGCAAUUGUGCAAAGACUACGAAGUCCGAUUUCUGUGUCCCUGACUCGAUCUUGUUUAGGUCAGUAGCCUUACUUCAAUGUGGGGGAUGUAUUGAUUGCAGAUGUCAUAUGGGUGUUAAGACUUUACAGCUGAAAUAAAGUAAAAUUUGUCAUAUUAUUGUGCUGAUACCGGAGUAACAAUGCAGUAUUAAGUCUCUACAACUGUUUGUAUCAAA